AGUGAAUAAGUUGAUAUCGUGGCACACGUCGCUCAUUAAGUUUUGACUUUGGCAGCACCUGUGAGGGUUCAGUAUAUUUGAAAUCUCGGAAGAGCCGGUAAUGGAAAACAAGUUGGACGCGUUGUGUCGGGUGUGUGGCGACAAAGCGUCGGGCAAACACUAUGGAGUACCCUCUUGCGACGGCUGCAGAGGAUUUUUCAAGCGGAGUAUCCGACGGAAUUUGGAUUACGUGUGUAAAGAAAAUGGACGAUGCGUUGUCGACGUCAGCAGACGAAAUCAAUGUCAAGCCUGUCGGUUUUCCAAAUGUCUUCGUGUGAAUAUGAAAAAAGAUGCGGUACAACACGAGCGAGCGCCGAGGCCUGUGGUGAACCAACAUCAGUUCGCAUUACAGAAACUUAGCUACAAUUUGACAAGACAACCCCCUUUUUUCCCUGGAUAUACCCCGGCAACAUUCUCCACAUUUACCCCCUACGCCUACAACACAAUAAAUGAAAGAAAUCAUAAUAUAUUUUUAGACAAUCAUUCAUUUCAAAACCUUCCAAGAGUGCCUGACACGAUGGAUAUCCAGAACUUUGGUCCUAUUCUCAAUAACUCAAAUCCACUACAUUCACUCAAUCCUUUUAAGGUUCCCUUUUUUACAUCUCCAGUACAAUAUUCCGUUCCGCAUGCAGGAUAUUUAUCUACAAAUAUUUUUUACCCUCCGAUAUUGCCUGCAGAAAAUAAUCAAAACGCGUGUGUGGAUUCAAAAAAGACAUUAACAAAUAGUCAACAUUCACCUAAAUACCAUGCGUCAUUUCACAGUAAUGUGUCAGAGCAACCGGACUCACAACGAACUGACAAAAUAAAAGAAGAUGAAGUAUCUAGUUCUGAAGAAGCUUGCAAAACUGACGGCAACAACGAAGAAUAUAAUAACAGCAGUCACGGAAACCUGACUUUUGAUUCACCUUUACCCUAUGCUGGUAAAAAUUCGGAAAAGUCAAACUCUGCAUUGAAUAUCGAACAAAGUAAUACCAUACUCGUAGAACGCGCAAAACUUUUCAAGACUGUCCAACAAGCGGAGACCACAUUGAAAAAUGUCGAUGAACACGUUGGUAAUAAAAUAAAAUUUCAAAACCCGUUGCUAAUGGGCAUAGAAUUGUACGACCCUGCUGCGAAACUGUUAGUUACUACUGUAAAGUGGUUACACAGUGUCACGUCUUUUGAACAAAUCUCCCAAAGCGAACAGACAUCGCUACUACAGAGCAAUUGGAAGGAGCUGUUUAUUUUGCACGCCGCACAAUAUUCGUUCUAUUUUGACGAAGAUCACGUGUCAUCGGUUAUCACUUCGAAGCGGCCACAUAUCAAAGAGGAACUUAGAAAAUUGAUUGCUCUUCAAAAAAGAAUUGGACAGUGUCGAUUAGAUAAAACAGAGUUUGAUUGCUUAAAAACUGCUUUACUAUUUAGAACAGAUUCAUUGGAAAUCACAAACACACAAAUGGAAAUAUCUCAAGAGAAGGUGCUAGUACAGCUUCAGAGACAUUGUGCGGGAAAGGAGUCCUCAAGAUUCGGCAGACUCAUGUUGCUACUGGCGAGCGUGUGUUGUAUCGCUAACUGCGGUUUCCUGGAACACCUACUCUUUUCGACUACCUCCGUUGACGACAUCAACGCGGUACUUUCUCGAAUCCUCAUUUAUACUUCAGCGUGAUUUAUUAUAACGUUUAAUUUUUAUGUAAAUAUGAUCAUACAUAUCGGUAAUAGAUAGCGUGUUGUCCUUCACAUAGCAUGUAUAAGUAAAUUUGAAACUUGAUAUUUUGACGUUUCGUACCACGUUUGUGCAGCUCUGUUGUUUACCUUCAAAUUAGUGUUGAAAAUUUUACCGACCUCAGAUAAUUCUUCUUAGUUUUCUCAAGUUUGUCAGUAAAUGUUGAAAAAAACUUAUAAAAUUAAUAAUUAUGCAAUAAUUCUAGUCAUUUUCAGUAGGUUUUAAUUGGCAAGUAAAAUUUUAACUUAAAA
Molecule: messenger RNA, 1992 nt
Organism: Melitaea cinxia (Glanville fritillary)
Lineage: Eukaryota; Metazoa; Arthropoda; Insecta; Lepidoptera; Nymphalidae
Product: protein dissatisfaction-like
Exons: 8
Coding region: 101-1684 (527 amino acids)
Biological process (GO): anatomical structure development; cell differentiation; regulation of transcription by RNA polymerase II
Molecular function (GO): nuclear receptor activity; zinc ion binding; RNA polymerase II cis-regulatory region sequence-specific DNA binding
Source: RefSeq, a predicted model, not a curated record